Molecule: messenger RNA, 1038 nt
Organism: Notothenia coriiceps (black rockcod)
Lineage: Eukaryota; Metazoa; Chordata; Actinopteri; Perciformes; Nototheniidae
Product: cytochrome P450 2J2-like
Exons: 7
Coding region: 1-1038 (345 amino acids)
Biological process (GO): xenobiotic metabolic process
Cellular component (GO): cytoplasm; intracellular membrane-bounded organelle
Molecular function (GO): oxidoreductase activity, acting on paired donors, with incorporation or reduction of molecular oxygen, reduced flavin or flavoprotein as one donor, and incorporation of one atom of oxygen; heme binding; iron ion binding
Source: RefSeq, a predicted model, not a curated record
AUGGUGAAGGAAGCCAUAGUCACACAAGCUGACAACUUUGUGGACCGGCCUUACAGCCCGAUGGUGACCAGAAUUUAUUCAGGAAACUCAGCGGGUCUUUUCUUCAGUAAUGGGAGAGUGUGGAGGAGACAGCGGCGUUUUGCCAUGACCAUGCUACGUACCUUUGGUCUGGCCAAGAGCUCCAUGGAGCGGAGCAUCUGUGAGGAGAGUCAUCAUCUGCAGGAGGCCAUGCAGAAGGAGAAAGGUGAGCCAUUCGACCCCGUGCCCCUCUUAAACAACGCUGUGGCCAACAUCAUCUGCCAGAUAGUGUUUGGGAGACGGUAUGAAUACGGCGACCACAACUUCCAGAGCAUGCUGAAGAGUCUGACUGAGAUGGCCUAUUUGGAGGGAUCCAUAUGGGCUCUACUUUAUGAUGCGUUCCCAGCUCUGAUGAAACUCCUGCCGGGGCCUCACUGUGGCAUCUUCAGCAGCUCCAGGUCUUUGGAGGCAUCUAUCAGAGGAGAGAUAGAGAGGCACAAGUUGGACCUGGACCCCAGCAACCCGCGAGAUUACAUCGACAGCUUCCUCAUAGAAGAGAAACACAACAGAAACAGUGAACUGCGCUUUGACGAUGACAACCUGGUUCUGUGUUGUCUGGAUCUGUUCCUGGCUGGUAGUGAGACCACUUCAAAGACCCUGCAGUGGGGCCUCAUCUACCUCAUCAACAACGCUCAAAUCCAGGAUAAAGUCCAUGCCGAGAUAGACAGAGUGAUCGGACAGAGCCGACAGCCCAGUAUGGCAGACAGACCCAACCUGCCCUACACUGACGCCGUCAUCCACGAGAUCCAGAGGAUGGGAAACAUUGUUCCUUUAAAUGGACUCCGAAUGGCUGCCAAGGAUACAACACUGGGUGAUUUCGUCAUACCCAAGAGAGGCCACGUGGUCACGCCAGCCACUGCAAGGUCCGUAUCACAGGCAGGAGAGACGGUAGAAACAGACGACAACAAGUGGAUCGUGCCAAGUCACCACCACACCACACUGCGCACCACAUACACCUAA